Messenger RNA from Esox lucius (northern pike), 2367 nucleotides. RefSeq names its product interferon-induced protein with tetratricopeptide repeats 5-like. Gene Ontology annotation, molecular function: protein binding. The record is from RefSeq and is a predicted model, not a curated record. Gene Ontology annotation, biological process: defense response to virus. Gene Ontology annotation, cellular component: cytosol. The transcript has 2 exons. Lineage: Eukaryota; Metazoa; Chordata; Actinopteri; Esociformes; Esocidae. Bases 8 to 1447 code for a protein of 479 amino acids.
CAACAGGAUGAGUGCCUCUGUCAAAGCAGCUAUGGAAGAAAAGCUAAAAGCACUUGAUUGCCACUUUACAUGGAGCAUAAAGAAGACUGACAUCAAGGACCUGGACCGCGUCCCAGAAAAACUCUUGGAUCGGAUCAUGAAGUACGGCCCUUUGAAAUACCACGCCACCUAUUACAACUUACUAGCAUUUCUGAGUCACUUGGAUGGAAACAAUACUAGUGCUCUUGAUUAUCUUCAGAAGGCUGAGAGUGCAUUGAAAGAUAGGCGGGAUGACACAGAGUUACUGAUGACCUAUUCUAACUUUGCAUGGGUUCACCAUUACUCAGGGAACAGAGAUAACGUGGAAGUCUACAUUGGAAAGCUGGAAAAUAUAAAUAAGGGUAUUCCCAAGGCCUCUAAGAUUCAAGGCAGCUUGCCUUCAGUACAUGGUGAGAAAGGCUGGAGCCUUAUCAGGCUUGGGGGCUUCUUUUACCAGAGGGCAAAAGAGAGCUUUCAGAAAGCACUAAAGGGGGAGCCAGACAAUGUUUCCUUCAAUGUGGGUUAUGCCAUAGUCCUGUACAGGCUGGAGGGCAUGGUCAGGGAAAGAAAAGCGAGGUCAGCGGAAAGUCAAGCCACCAAUCAGCUGAAGAAAGCCUUGUCUUUGGAUCCUGAUAACUCUGAGGUCAUGGUCCUAUUGGCACUGAAGCUUCAGCACAAAAAUAAAGAGGAAUCUAUGAAACUCAUCACAAAGGCCCUCAGACUGUCUCCUGAUGUUCCUCAUGUCAUACGUUACGCAGCAAAAUUCUUCAGAUAUGAGGACUCCAUUAAUGAGUCUCUACAUCUUUUGGGAAAAGCUCUGGAGGUGUCUCCAAACUCCCACUUCCUCCAUCACCAAAUCGGCCUGUGUCACAAACAGCAACUUUACCAAAUGUUCAAACAAAAGACCAAAGGGGGAAGUGGGGGGCAGAUAAAAGCAAAGGUGGAGGCCUGCAUUCGUCACUUUUCCAGAGCAGUGGAAUUGAAGCCAUCAAACAUCCACGCAAAGGUGGACCUGGCGGAGGCUUACGGGAACAACUACCAGCUGGAGGACGCAAUGAGAAUUUUCAUCAGCCUCCUAAAAGAUAAAUCCAUCAGUGACUCUGAAAAGCAGCACUGCUACACCAGCUUUGGCGUGUUUCUGUUCUACAAGAAGAAAGACGAGCCCAGAGCUGUGGCAGAGUUUAAAAAUGCCUACCAGAUCCACAUUGAGAGUUGGGACAGGAAAGAGGCUGGGACGAAACUGAAGCAGAUAGCAGAGAGGUGGAAGGCUAACAAGAAGAAAAUAGUUGAGGCCUCUGAAAUUCUGGCAUUCCUCACCACUGAAGACAUGAAGGAGGGAAAUUGUGAAGAACCAAAGAGAGUCAUGGUGCACUCUUCACAAACAGAUGACCUUUCAGAUAGCCUACGAAAAGGCAUGAAACUCAAUUAAUAUUAUUAUUUUAAUUAUGUAAAUUGAUUAUCAAUAAACAAAUGUUUAGGAUGGAAGAUCAAAUUCACAAACCAAGUAGUUUAUUCUUAAAUUCAGUCAUUUUAGGAUACUGUGAGGCAAAAGCCUCCACCAAAUGAAAAAUCAUAGUCAAAAUUAACAACUUAGCCUGAUAGUACUCAUCACACUUAUCCAGGACAGAGAAGAGAGAGCAAUGAAAAAACAUAUACUUGGCGUGCCCAGCCCUGUACUUCUACCCCUGGCCACUCCACUGACCACCAUGACACCUGGCAACCGAACAUUCUGUACAUUCUUGAGUUUGGCGGAGAGCAGGUUGCCAGGCAUCUCGGACCCACGAAACAUGGGAUUGUGAGGACGGAAACUAAAAAUCAACCACAUAACUCUAGCAGCCUUAAAAGCUUGUGUAUGUCGCUAUAUGUAUAAAAACAGAUCUGUUUAUUACAUUGGAUUUUCUGUAAAAUAUUCCAAGUACUCGUUAAAAAGUAUAUUUUUUAGAAACAUGUUAUUAUGAGUUUGGAUGUGUCGCCCUUUCAGGAAAGUUCAUUAGGUAUCUUCACUAAUUCCAGCUUAUGUUGGUCAAACUGACAUUAACAUUGUGAAGAGAUAUAGUAUUUGCUAUUGUAACACUACAAUUGGUCAUAUUUAGGAAUGCUGCUUUAGCUUAAUGCAUUUUUAUGUUUUUUGUUGUAAAGUGAAACAAUAAUUAAAAGUUUUCUGCAAGUUUCAAGUUAUUUAUCAAACAAUAAAUUGCUAUUAGAGUUAGAAUGUAUAAAUUUAGGAAACAUGUUUUAUGUCUUUGAAUGUGUACCCAUUUGGAAAGUUCAAUAUCUUCCAUUUAACUUUUCUCGCUCAAAUUGACAUUAACAUUGUGAAGGUAUAAUAAAACAUUACCAACAAUUGGA